CGAUUUUCUGCAAUAAUGGGUGCAAAAUCAUUAUUAAAAUUUUCAUAUUAUUCCAUUUUAUCAGCGUUCCUGCGGUACAAUUCUAUUGUUAUGAUUCAGAGUUAGAAAUUAGUGUAUUGCACGAUGGGUCACACUCAUUCGUUGUAGAAGAUAUAUGCGUUAGAGAAAAUACAAAAAUGAAUUUUUUGUGGCAAUUUGGUGGUAGGAGAAUUGUCCAGUAUGUGACGUCCGUGUCAGCGACGCUAUGUAUCCUGUCCUCAGAAAUGCAUUUUGGCUGGACUUCUCCAUCACUUCCACAACUAACUAGCGGUCAGUAUUCCUUCACCAUCAAUCAAGAUGAGGCUUCUUGGUUAGCUGUGAUAUUGUUAGCAGGAACGGUGGUGGGAGCUUUUUUUGCAGGUACGUCAGCAAAUCUCCUGGGUCGCAAGAAAAUUGUACUUCUGACAGCUGUACCGCUGCUGAUUGGCUGGUACAUGAUCGCUUUGGCCACUAAUGUCAAGGUGCUCUAUGCCGCCAGGUUCAUCGCGGGUAUGUCCAGUGGACUAUGUUUCUCUACGGUGCCCAUGUACCUAGGAGAAGUGUCGGAACCAGAUAUCAGAGGCAUGCUGACUUCCCUAGCCCCAGUCUGCGUAGUCCUAGGGGUCCUCUUCAUCAACGUAAUCGGCAACUAUCUUCCAAUAGACACCACAGCCUAUGUAUCAAGCAUAUUUCCAGUAGUUUUCGUUCUCACUUUCAUCUGGAUGCCAGAAAGUCCUGCAUACUUGCUCCAGAAAAACCAAACCGAGGCUGCCAAAAGAGCUUUGGUUUUACUGAGAGGUCCACAAGAAGGGGAGAAAGAACUCAAUCGCCAGAUACCAAAGUGA
This is a messenger RNA of Acanthoscelides obtectus, 863 nucleotides long. Lineage: Eukaryota; Metazoa; Arthropoda; Insecta; Coleoptera; Chrysomelidae. The record is from the annotation of a GenBank genome assembly.